Magallana angulata is the source of this 2106-nucleotide messenger RNA. RefSeq lists its product as uncharacterized. The transcript has 10 exons. Bases 74 to 1714 code for a protein of 546 amino acids. Gene Ontology annotation, cellular component: nucleus; site of double-strand break. Gene Ontology annotation, biological process: double-strand break repair. The record is from RefSeq and is a predicted model, not a curated record. NCBI's taxonomy places the organism in Eukaryota, Metazoa, Mollusca, Bivalvia, Ostreida, Ostreidae. Gene Ontology annotation, molecular function: 3'-5' exonuclease activity; DNA-(apurinic or apyrimidinic site) endonuclease activity; NAD+ poly-ADP-ribosyltransferase activity.
AUGAAAACAAAUAGAAACUAAAAUUACUAGAUCUAUAUGAAAAAGUUUUUACUGCAUACACGAAACAGAAGAAAUGGCAAGUCCAGCAAAGAAAGCCAAAGCUUCCACGUUACCUACAUGUCCUUACGGAGCUCGCUGCUACAGGAAAAACCCUGAGCAUUUUAAAGAAUUUCUACAUCCUCCAAAACAAACGACUAACACUGCAUCAACAUCAGACAGUAACGACCAAGACAACGACUCGAAUAAGACAGCCAAAACCAAAACCAAACCUAGUCUGCCAGAUGGCAAAAAUCUGCCACCUUGUAAAUAUGGAGCAAGUUGUUACCGCAAAAAUCUGCUGCAUUUUGCCGAAUUUUCUCAUCCCACUGCUGUGGUAAAGAAGGUGUCGACUGGCAGUGGGAGUGAUACAGACCCCAUAGACUCUGAUGAUGAGAAGGAUAAGAAUUUAUCAACAUUACAGAAGAAACCCAAAGGAAAAGCUGAGGACAUUUUGAAAAGAGGAAUGUCAUUGGUGAAAAAAUACUCACAGAUGUCCGAGGCAGAGAGAAAAGAGUUGAUCAAACAAGCAUUUGAAGCAAAACAAAAGUUACAGGAUGAACUUAAAGAAACUCAGGACAAAGUGAAAGAGAAGGAGAAGGAGUUAGAGAAGAUGCAGCAUCAAGUAUCCUCUGGCCUGUUAUUGGUUGAGGGAGAGAAGGAGGCCCUUGAGGGGACCAAGACUGUGUAUUUCAAAUUGAUGGCGGAGAGAAAUCACAAAGAGGGAUCGGCUGAGCAGACGCAUUUUCGAUUGGCGGAGUCCCAGUUUUACCGUCUUCUGAGUGGAACUAACAGCCAUUACACCAUAAAAGCGGUCGAAUAUGUUGUCAACCCAGAACUAAUGGCCCAAUUCAAGCAGGGGAAAGAAGACCUCAAGAAGAUGAGAGGAGAGGAGUUAUCUUAUCCUGUCCUCGCCUUCCACGGAACCAAAGUAGAAAAUAUCAACAAAAUUUGUGAAACUGGAUUCAAAGUUCCUGGUGAGAAAGGAUUUAAGCAUGCCACAGAUACGGGCUGGUACGGGAAGGGCGUGUAUUUCAGUGAGUUCCCGGACUACUGCAUGGGAUAUAUCCAAGGAGCGGACAAACUCUUGCUGUGUCAGGUUCUUCCCGGGAAAGUGUUCCAUUGCAAGAAGCUGAUUCACGGAGCUCCGCUGUCCAAGGGAUGCGACUCCCACACGUCUCCCGACAAAAAAGAGCUUGUCAUAUUCAACUCCCACCAUAUUCUACCGUGUUAUGUAGUUCAUUACAAAAUAUGCACUGGAGAAUUUAAGUAUGGUACUAAAAAAGAAAAAGGAAAGAAUAGCAAAGAUGAUGAUGAUGGUGAUGAUGAUGAUGGUGAUGAUGAUGAAGAUGAUGAGCUCAGUGUCCAAGAUAAAUGUGACAAAGCUACUGCAGCAGCCAAAACCAAAGUCUUCAAAACCCAAAGAAUGCUAUUUACUGGGUCAUUCUGCCUCACCCAGAAAGAAAUGACAGACCUUGUAGUAAAGCAUGGAGCCACUAUAGGAACUCCUGGUAAUUUCAAUCUGUGUGUGGCCUCAUUAGGAAGUGUAGAUGUACCAACUGCCAAAUUCAUGAAGGCUGAGGAGAAAAACAUACCGGUUGUCUCAGAAGAGUUCCUGUAUGAAUCAAUCAUCAAUAAAAAGCUACAGGACCCAGAUAAUUACUAUCCCAGUGCAUAAACAAUACAUGUUACAGAGUGCUCACAAAGGAGAUUAAUUUUACUUGUAAACCAUCUAAUCUCUACAAGUUAAUUACAUAUGUAAAUCAGCAAUAGUCACUGAUCAGUUUGUGUGUUUAUUGUGAUAGAGUGUGGCCUAAAAAAUUAUUGUUUGUAAAACAAAUACAUGUAUCUUAAACACACUGUUGAAUGUGAUGAUCGAAAAAGAAAAUUUAAAUGAGAUUUUUUUGUGAAAUUGCAUUUUCACAGUGUUAAAGCUUUGUGGUUAAGAAUGUCUUUGUUAUUUUGUAGUUAGUGUAAAGUAUCCCUAUAUUAGAUAUAAUGGAUACUUAAUGAUACAUUAUGGUAUUUUGAUACAUUAUUGCAUCAUCAUGAUACAUCAUUAAUGUGUAU